CAAUAUAGUCCGGCCCCCCACAAGGUCUGAGGGACAGUGGACCAGCCCCCUGCUGAAAAAGUUUGCUGCCCCCUGGACCAUGCAAAUGCCUGACCCUAGAUUAAAUUUUGUUAUCCUUCCUAACCCCGAUAAAAUAAAAUAAACGACAGGAACAAAAAAUGCAAUUCCUUUAUGUUGCAGCAUUAAAACGAGUUUGAAAUGCAGCGACUUGCUGCCCAGGAGGAGCAUUUGAGAGAGGCAGGUGGCUUUCCGGCAGCUUCCUCCCCCCCCCCCUAAAUGCGCCAGUGAAUUGCCACAGAAAUUCUCGUGCGGCUGAUAAGAAAAGUUGGAAGCAGGCGAUGAAUGGACAGCUGUCUCCUCCCCCAGGCAACCCUGCCGGGGACACAUCAGAGCGAAACUUGUGCAAAAGGAGGAAGCGGUUGGUGUGUCAAUUUCGGGUGAAAGUGAUGCGCGGGCACAAGCGAGAGGGGGGGGCCUCCUGUCCUUUGCCGCUGAAACCACAAUGCUGCUUGGCUUGAACGAAAAAAAGGGCCAGAGGAAUUAGACCGGCCUUGGCUGCAGGAGGUUUCCUGCUUUCUUGUUUUUAGGUUUGAAGUUGCAGAUUCUGAGCCAGCUGUAGAUCCUAGCUGCCUCGAGGACGACCCUCCCCAUCCGAAAGUCCGGGAGCUUGCGGCAUGGAUAACCUGACCACCUCCGGCGGCGGUAAGGACUCAUGCACCUACCACGAGGAAUUCAAGCAGAUCCUUCUGCCCGUAGUCUACUCGGUGGUCUUCGUCCUGGGGCUGCCCUUGAACUUCAUCGUCAUCGCCCAGAUCUGGCUAUCGCGCAAGGCUCUGACGCGGACCACCAUCUACAUGCUGAACCUGGCGGUGGCCGACCUCCUCUACGUCUGCUCCCUGCCUCUCCUCAUCUACAACUACUCCCAGAAGGACUACUGGCCUUUCGGAGACUUCACCUGCCGAUUUGUGCGCUUCCAGUUCUACACCAACCUGCACGGCAGCAUCCUUUUCCUCACCUGCAUCAGCAUCCAGCGCUACCUGGGCAUCUGCCACCCUCUCUCCACCUGGCACAAGAAGAGGGGCAAAGGCUUCACCUGGAUGGUCUGCGGGGUCGUGUGGUUCCUGGUGGUCGCCCAGUGCCUGCCCACCUUCGUCUUCGCCGCCACCGGCACCCAGAGGAACCGGACCGUCUGCUACGACCUGAGCCCGCCGGACCGCUCCGCCAGCUACUUCCCUUACGGGAUCACCUUGACGGUCACGGGCUUCCUGAUUCCCUUCGUCUCCAUCUUGGGCUGCUACUGCUGCAUGACCAAGAUCUUGUGCCAGAAGGACGAGAUGAUCGGGCUGGCCGUCCGCAAGAAGAAGGACAAGGCCAUACGGAUGAUCGUCAUCGUGGUCCUCGUCUUCGCCAUCAGCUUCUUCCCCUUCCACCUCACCAAGACCCUCUACCUGAUCAUCCGCUCCAUCCCCGGGGUGCCCUGCCUCACGCGGCAGGCCUUCGCCAUCGCCUACAAGUGCACCCGGCCUUUCGCCAGCAUGAACAGCGUCCUCGACCCCAUCCUCUUCUACUUCACGCAGCGCAAGUUUCGCGAGAGCACCCGCCACCUGUUGGAUAAAGUCAGCUCUAAGUGGAAGCACGACUCGUGAGCGGCGGUUCACAUGUGAUCCUGUGCCAAGGAAGGGUUGGCGAUGCCCCCCGCCUGCGUGGCACCGGGCGCCAGAGGGAGAGCUCGGCCUAGCAUGGCUUCAGAGGCCUAACUCUGGUUGCCGUGCCCAACCCUCUCUGAAGGCCUUCAGAGAAUGCCCCUGUGUGAACAAUGGGCCACGGGGCGCUCUGCUCUCUCCCUUGCCUUAGGGCUGUGAGGAUUCGCUCCUGCUGGUUUGGGAGAUAUCUGCUCCCCGCGGCUGGGCGUCAGUGGUCCUUCGUACCGCCAUGCACCGGACGUGCGGCCCAGAAGCUAAUUUGAGUGGCGGAAGAACAGGAGAAAUGCGACUGGCGUAAAGUCAGGGACGUAGAUGCCACCCUCUCCCAAGUCACUCUGCCGGUCCACCUGGCACAGUCUCGUCUACCUGGACUGGCAGCAGAUCCCCAGGGUUUCUGGCUGAGCCACACCUGGAAACUAUAGAAUUGUAGAACUGGAAGGGACCCCCAAAGGUCCUCUAGUCCAACCCCCUGCAGGAAUAAACGAGGUGCCAUUGGAGAUUGAACUUGAGAAUUUUCUGCAUGCUGAGCAGAUGUUCUGCCGCUGGGCUACGUCAGCUGAAGGAGGGAGGAUCCUGAGCAAACCUCUUUAAUGAGAUAUUCCAGAUGGAUGGAAUGGGCUCUGGGUGACCGGGAGUGGGUUAGGGGUCAUCGCUUAAUUGUUUAAAGCCUUCGGGGGUCACCCAGGCCUUGUUCAAUAAACAGUAUUAUUACCUUUCCACUGAGAAGGGAGUCCUAGUCUUUCAGAUCCCUUUUGAAAUCAGGAGGUUCCAAGCAUGAGCUGUUAACAGAUCCUUUGACGACAGAUCUCCAGCUGGAGGACGAACAUCAGCAAAUAAAUGCAAACCCCAAAGUUGCUGCGAUGAACUGAGAAGCGGGGCGUUGUCCCGUCCGGCGAGUCCACCAUCGUCACAUUUCUCUGAAGGGACCCCGUUGAAAAACCACCAGUGUUUAUUGAAUAUUGAUUUUUUGUUGUCAUUUCUUUCAGAAGAUGUAAUAAAUUUCAGGCGUGGAACCUCGGCUUAAUAUGUACAAGCUCCUGUUUGAGCAACCAGUUGUGUGGGAACCUCCUUGUGAGCCUUGCGAGAGAGUUGCCGGCUUUUUCUUUUUCUUGCUUCCCUGUAAAUCAAGCAAGUUCCUAGUCCUCAUGAAAUACACGGUGCCUCUGAAUACCAGGUGCUGGGAAUCACAAGUGGGGAGAGUGUUGUUGAGCUCAGGUCCUGCUUGUGGGCUGCUCACAAGCGUCUGUGAGCCCAGGGUGCUGGAGUCAACACAGCAGGAAGACUGUGUAGUGGUUAGAGAGACGAUAAUAACUGGGGUGCCCUGGGUUCAAAUCCCCAUCUUGCCAGGCACUUUCCCUCUCACCCCAACCCACCUCACAGGGUUGUUUGUGAGGCCAUGACGAGCCAGGUUGGCGGGGCGGGGGGGAGAGAGACAGAACUCUGCACACUAUUCUGAGCCCUUUCUAGGAAAGGUCGGAUAAAAAUGUAGGCAUUUCUGCACAUGCAUCUUUCCAUUCAGGCAGGUCAGAGCCAUCGUUGCCGUUUAAAGACAUAUUUCAGCCAAGCAAAAGGCCAGCCUGCCGCAUGACCCAAGGGAGCCGUCCUGGCAGCCACAAAGAGGUGCCUAAGGUGGGGGGCAAAUCUGAGAUUUUUCCACCCCCAGCCUGUUUGCUUUGCCCCGUUGCCCUGGCUCGGUUUAGCCGUCUGCUCUUUUGCACGUUGGUUUCAUUUCACCUGUCCCAGGUUUCACCCCAUGGUAGCCAGCCAGACUAGGACCUGAGAGACCAGGGUUCGAAUCCCACCUCAACCAUGAAGGUUACAGGGUGACCUUGGACCUGCUCCUCUCUCGCCUCCUGACCUACCUCAUAGGGUUAUUGUGAGGAUUAUCCAAGGAGGGGGAGAAGCAUAUACACCACUUUGAGAUCCUUGGAGGAAAAGGUGGGAUAUGAAUGGAAAUAAUCAACAAGCAAACCACCGGUUCCAAUCGUCCCGUAUAGAUUUUUCUCUGCCCCUUGCUUUCAACUACUAUUUCAUUCCUUGUCCAAAUGCAGGUGGAACAAGUGUUACCUGCAACAAAAUGUUGCAGCGCAUCUCUCCCCCCCCCCCCCAAGCAGGAAGUGUUGCAGGUUCCGCUAGGUAAUUCAGUCCCUCCUCCUGAGAUACUCCAGGUUAUAGGGGAACCUUUUUCAUCCCAACAGCCACAAAUCCUUCUGAGGAUCCACAUUCCAGGAGUGGGUGGGGCCGGAAGCAAAAUGGGGCGGGGAGGGGGGCACAAGAUAAUCUACAUGAAUUUGACCUCUAUAUUCCAGGCUUUCUUCUCCAUAUAGAAAACAUCCAUCUCCCAGGCAAGCAAGAAUUCAUCAGAGUUGGAGGACGCAUUUGAAAACCAGGCAGAGCAAUUAAUGGGAGAAGCAAAGCCCCUAGGGGUGCGGCUGGGGAGGGGUGUGUGGCCUGAGGCGAGUCCCUGGGGCCAUAUAAAGAGGGCUGGAGGGCCGCAUUCAGCCCUAGGGCCUGCCAGGAGCGAGAAAGCAGCAAAUUGCACUGUGCAAGUCGGAGCUAACUCCUUAUUAGCAAGUACACAGUCUGCACAGACUGAGUGGAGUGUCAGGCCUAAUGGGCACAGCAGCUCAUCCCUGGUAGGUCUGGGCCACCCAUGGAUCCGUUGCCAAGACUGAAAGUCCCCAACCCCACCCCCCAGCCAUCUAAGUCCUCUCCAAGCAAUCAGAGACUGUGCCUGGAUGUAGCCAACCUCUCCUCCGCCCUCUGCAUGCCUCUUCUGGUACUGGGAGACCAGGAGGGAAGGGGAGAGUGUUGCAGCAGGAGGGGGAGACACCUAGGACUCUUCACCAGCAGGACUCAUCUCAGCCUCUUGGCCUGCUUCCACUUCUGAUUCUGAACUUCGCUCUGCCACAGAAUCUCCUCGCUCACGAAGCCCUGUUCCCUUUUCAUCUUCUGACACCACCUCCUCCCAGUCCUCUCCCUCUUCGUCGUCCCGCCACCAAUCCCUGGGCUCUCAGCCUUCUUCCCUUGAGGGGUUCCCCAGCUUCUUCCUCCCACUAUUUCUCUGUGCCAAACCAGUCCAAGGCCGCCUUGAGGUUCCACAUCUCUGCUAUAGCCUGUUAAGAAAGGGCAUCUAUCCAUCUUUCAGUUUUCUUUUGCCAACUCACACGCAUCUUUCUGUAUCCACUGAGCAUGUUCAAGGCUCGCCGGACUCAUGGCUGGUGCUGUGAUUUUUUCAUUUUAGAAUUUUUAAUUUUUUUGGGGGGGGGGCUGCCCUCUGCCUGUCGAUGCCUCCCUCUCGCUUCUCACGCCCUGCGUUUUAGAGUAAGCGACGCCUUGCUUUGCAAACGGUCUCUCUACCCAUGUAGGUGAAUUUGAAUGCCGCAAAAUAUUACGCCUCCCUUUGCAAGAUGUUCCCGGUGUUUUCUUUUUUUUCCUUUCAAGCUUCACCUCUAUAAAUAACUAGCUAUCUUGCUUGAAUUUCCCCCCUCCUGUGUGUCCUUGCUGUUUGCUGUUGUCGGUUAAGGAUUUGUGAAUGCCUUUGAGAAUGCCUUUGUAAGCUCCUCGGGGCAGGGAACGGUGUUUGUAUAACUUCCUACGGUCCUCUCUAAAUAAAAAAAAUUGAGUCCCCCUGCCUGCAACUCUCACAUGUUGCCCUGU
Zootoca vivipara (common lizard) is the source of this 5363-nucleotide messenger RNA. RefSeq names its product pyrimidinergic receptor P2Y6 (gene P2RY6). Gene Ontology annotation, cellular component: plasma membrane. The record is from RefSeq and is a predicted model, not a curated record. NCBI's taxonomy places the organism in Eukaryota, Metazoa, Chordata, Lepidosauria, Squamata, Lacertidae. Gene Ontology annotation, biological process: cellular response to pyrimidine ribonucleotide; phospholipase C-activating G protein-coupled receptor signaling pathway. Gene Ontology annotation, molecular function: G protein-coupled ADP receptor activity; G protein-coupled UTP receptor activity; G protein-coupled UDP receptor activity.